AUGCACUUCAGCCUCUCCGCCGCAACGGCCGCCCUGGUCAUGGCCGCCUCUGCUUUUGCCCAGAUCGAAGGCUGUGCCAUUUUCAACAGCCUCAAGAAGGGCGAGCCACUUCGCGUCGGCCAUCCUGUCAAGAUCAGCUGGACGUGCGCGUCUCAGAACGAGAAGCCCAUCGUGAAGAUCAUCCUCGUUGGCGGCGAGGAACAGGGGACCCAGACAGAUCGGGCGGUCGUCACUACCGGUGUCCCCAUCGACAGCGGAGAGUUCAUGUGGACCGUUCCUGACCUCCCCCCGAGACCCUUUUACGGCUUCAAGAUGAUCGAUGUGAGCAACGAGAAAAACCUGCAAUACUCCGAGCCCUUCCAGAUCGUCGGUGGCUCUGCCCUUGCCUCCAGCUCCUCCCCGGACAUCAACACCACCGUCGUCUCCUCGAGCGCCUCAUAUGCCACGCCUACGGUCCCCACUGCCAAUGCCCCAGUUGUUCCCACCUCGGCUGUUGUUCCCCAGGCCCAGGCUCCCAGCGUUCCCGCCGCUGGAGCCCCUGCUGGUGGUGUCCCCACCCGCCAAGGCAACGUCGACUAUGAUAACAAGAACGGAACCGCCGCCGUCAAGCCUAACGGCGCUGCCACCGGUCCCAACGGCGGUGUCGCCGGCGGCGUCUCUGGCCGGCCCAACAACUCUACGGGUCUACCUAUCCAGACCGCUGGCAGCGCCCCUCUGGCUCAAGCCGGCUUCCUCAGCGUCUUUGGUGGUGUCGUUGCCAUCGCCCUUGCUCUGUAA
Messenger RNA from Hirsutella rhossiliensis, 777 nucleotides. RefSeq names its product ser-Thr-rich glycosyl-phosphatidyl-inositol-anchored membrane family domain-containing protein. The record is from RefSeq and is a predicted model, not a curated record. The transcript has 2 exons. NCBI's taxonomy places the organism in Eukaryota, Fungi, Ascomycota, Sordariomycetes, Hypocreales, Ophiocordycipitaceae. The coding region runs from base 1 to 777 and encodes 258 amino acids.